UUAGUUUGAGAAUUUGGGGCAGACACCAGAAAAAACAGAGAGAUUAAGAAGAAGAAGAAGAAGAGGGGGACCUUCUGCGAUGGGAUAAGUCUUACUGUCAUUCAUUUCAUUUCCUUUUCAGUAUUUUUUUUUUUUUUUGGGUACCCUCUUUCUUGUUUUUAUGUUCUGUCCGAAAUUUUCGUGAAAACAUCUGCCAAAUCCAAACAAAAUUACACACAUAAAACAUGGGUUUUUGUUUCCAUUUUCACACAUGGGAAACGCUGUUCAACAUGUAUGAUGUAACGUACAAGGUUUGUUGUAGGCUGACACAGAUAUAGACAGUUUUUGAUUGCACCAACCACCAUUCACUACCCACCUCUUCUUUUUUAAAUCUCAGUCCCUUUCUCUAACACACACACACACACACACAAAGAAAGAGUUUUUGUGAGAGAUACAGAAAUGGCUUCUGCUCUAUCGCAUUCUCAACUCUCUUUGGUUCAACUUAAACCCUCACUCUUCUUAACCCCCAAAACCCUUCAUAAACAAAACCCUUGCCUUUUUGCCCACCACAACCAUCAGAACCAGAACCAAUUGUCUAUAACUACUCUACCUCUCAAAACAAGAAAUUGGUUGGUCCCAAAACCAAAAGCUUCAUUGAGUUCUGUCCCUGUCCAAUCCAAUGCCAGUUCUCCUAUUUCCACCAAAAAAUCCGACAGCCCAAUUAUCGUCAUUGACAAUUAUGACAGUUUCACCUACAAUCUUUGCCAGUAUAUGGGAGAGUUAGGAUGUUUCUUUGAAGUUUACCGGAAUGAUGAGAUUACAGUGGAGGAGUUGAAAAGGAUGAAUCCAAGAGGAAUCUUGAUAUCCCCAGGGCCCGGUACACCCCAGGAUUCUGGGAUAUCGUUGCAAACCGUACUGGAACUUGGACCUAUUGUACCUGUAUUUGGUGUGUGUAUGGGUUUGCAAUGCAUUGGAGAGGCUUUUGGCGGGAAAGUUGUGCGUUCACCUUCUGGUGUCAUGCAUGGAAAGAGUUCUCUCGUGUAUUAUGAUGAGAAGGAGGAAGACAGCUUGUUUGCUGGGUUAUCAAACCCAUUCGUUGCUGGUAGAUAUCACAGCCUUGUGAUCGAGAAGGAAAGUUUUCCUGAUGACGAACUUGUGAUUACUGCAUGGACAGAGGAUGGACUGGUAAUGGCUGCUCGUCAUAAGAAAUAUAAGCACCUACAGGGGGUUCAGUUCCAUCCCGAAAGCAUUAUAAGCACUGAAGGCAAGACGAUUGUCCGCAAUUUUGUUAAACAGAUAGAAAGAAGAGAAGCUGAAUCCCAGAAUUGAGACGGUACUUAAGCAAUGUAACAUAUUAUGAUAUGUAAUAAGGCUACUUGUAAUCUUCUUUUAUACUUUGAAUUUUGUGCUUUGUACUUGCCAUUUAUCCAAUUAAAGAAUUCUUGGAUCUGGCUCAGACCUCUUGAAGCAUCUGUAUCUUGCAAGCAGUUUUCAUGCUUCAAAUCAUACCAAGACAUGGUGUAACUUGCCUUGGAUGCAUAAACACUUAAAUGAUCAUUUGAUUUAGCAUUGGCAAUAAUUCAUGAAA
Quercus robur (English oak) is the source of this 1567-nucleotide messenger RNA. Its product is annotated as anthranilate synthase beta subunit 2, chloroplastic-like. The transcript is spliced from 7 exons. The record is from RefSeq and is a predicted model, not a curated record. Bases 439 to 1308 code for a protein of 289 amino acids. Gene Ontology annotation, biological process: L-tryptophan biosynthetic process. NCBI's taxonomy places the organism in Eukaryota, Viridiplantae, Streptophyta, Magnoliopsida, Fagales, Fagaceae. Gene Ontology annotation, cellular component: cytosol.